Perca fluviatilis (European perch) is the source of this 943-nucleotide messenger RNA. RefSeq names its product signal recognition particle 9 (gene srp9). Gene Ontology annotation, molecular function: 7S RNA binding. Gene Ontology annotation, cellular component: signal recognition particle, endoplasmic reticulum targeting. Lineage: Eukaryota; Metazoa; Chordata; Actinopteri; Perciformes; Percidae. The transcript has 3 exons. Gene Ontology annotation, biological process: negative regulation of translational elongation; SRP-dependent cotranslational protein targeting to membrane. The record is from RefSeq and is a predicted model, not a curated record. Bases 126 to 386 code for a protein of 86 amino acids.
UCAUUGAUUGGCUGUGUUGCCGCUGGUGCUGAUGUGGUGUUCUGAAGCGAGCGAAGCGGCUCGUUGAUUCCGAUUCUUGUUUUCCACCGGACUGACUCUCUCCGCCAGAUCCAGAACCCAGAACCAUGCCUCACUAUCACACCUGGGAGGAGUUCGCGCGCGCAGCAGAGAAGCUCUAUCUGACAGACCCCAUGAAGGUGAGAGUGGUUCUCAAGUACAGACACUGCGACGGAAACCUUUGCAUCAAAGUCACCGACAAUGCCGUGUGUUUACAGUACAAGACAGACCAGGCCCAGGACGUGAAGAAGAUCGAGAAGCUCCACGGGAAACUGAUGAGACUCAUGGUGUCCAAGGAGACGCACAGUGGCUCCAUGGAGACGGACUAAAAUGCUCCAGAGCAGAGGACACAACGGUUGUUAGAGCACAGGACCAUCACAGUGCCAUGUGGAGUCUGGGGGGGGGUCUGGCUGUGUACAUAGAUGUUAUACCACCAGAGAUGUGAUAGAAAUAUACAGAAAAAUAUAUUUCUUUUUUUUUUUAUGAGACUUAAAGUAAAAACCCCAUUAUCCUGCUUUUCCUUAUCAGGCAUUGUGAUCACAUCCCUGAUGGUAUGACUCUAAAGAAGGGGAGUGUCAGUGUGAGCAGCUCUGGCUCCUUGAUUUCUGUAGAGGAGCUGCAUUUAAUUUCAGUUUUUAAAAGAGGACGGGCAUGGAGACAUUACAUGUCUUUUCUAUUCACAUCUAUGUAGCGAUGUUGGAUUCAGUUUCAGCACAGCGUUUGGUUCCUUUUUGUUUUUUCCUCCUGGACUCGUGCCACACCACUGGAGCAGGAGCUUCUGAUUGGCUGGCGACAGUGUGGAGGAACCCCACACACCUACUAAUGCCAUUUUGUCGACUGAGAAUCAUUGUUACUUGUUCAAUAAACGUUUAUUUACCCCAGUACA